AUGGCGUCUUCACUGCGUCUUCCUGCGGGCAGCAUAUUCCCCAAUGCCCGCCCUACCUCCCUGAUCGCCCAGUCCUUCGCCUCCGGCUCGACGCAGCAGCAGUCCCGGUCCUUUUCGGCGGCGGCGCAACGAUGGGCCUACCGAACGCAAAACUUCAAGCCCAGCAGCCCGGCACAGCCUUCGAUGAAGUCUCGCGCAAAGGAUGUGAUGAAGAGCCAAUUGCCGAAUGAUAUUGGUCUGCUGCCGGGUACCUUUGUUAAGCCGAUGUGGAGGGACCUGCCCUCGAUCUUCCAGGAUCCGCGGGAUCGGUUCCGGAUGGAAUGGACUUGGAUUAAGAGUGUCUUCCAGGGUUAUGCCAGUCUGUUGAUAUACUGCAAGAAGGACCUCAACAACAUUCCCUUUAUUGCAAACCAAUUGCAGAAGCCCCAUAUCGGAUCCAUCGCCCUUCCCUUCUUCAAGAUCUUCCACAGCGUGGACCGAAAGUCAAUCGCCAAGUCCCUGUACACGCAGAUGUACACCAACCUUGCCGAGGGAAACACUACCGAACUGCGCCGCAUCUGCUGCGACAAGCUCGCCACCAAACUAAUCGGCCAAGUCCAAAGCCGCCCCGCAAACGAAAAGGUGACCUGGACACUAGUCGGCAACAAGUUCAGCGGCGCACGCGUCAUGACAGACCGCGCCGUCAAGAUUCCCGACAUGCCCAACUCCGGAAUUCGCCAAGUCGUCGUGCGCCUAUCUUCCAGACAAUCCAUGACCAAGACCGUCACCGGACGCAACGCCUCGAACGAGGUCGUCCCCGCCGCCAAGGAGCAGGACUGCUUGGAGUACGUCGUUAUCCAGCAGCUCAUCUGGCACGGCAAGCACUCCGACUGGCAGAUCUGGGGUACUACCAACGAGACCGAUAUGAAGACCCUGAACACUGAUCCUGCUUUUGCCCCGGGUCUGUCUGCCCUGGACCGUCUUGAGGCCAUGAAGAACAUGGGGCCCGGCGGCCGUCUUUAA
Molecule: messenger RNA, 1002 nt
Organism: Penicillium subrubescens
Lineage: Eukaryota; Fungi; Ascomycota; Eurotiomycetes; Eurotiales; Aspergillaceae
Exons: 3
Coding region: 1-1002 (333 amino acids)
Biological process (GO): protein insertion into mitochondrial inner membrane from matrix
Cellular component (GO): mitochondrion; mitochondrial inner membrane
Source: RefSeq, a predicted model, not a curated record